Messenger RNA from Aplosporella prunicola CBS 121167, 1344 nucleotides. RefSeq lists its product as uncharacterized. Bases 292 to 918 code for a protein of 208 amino acids. Lineage: Eukaryota; Fungi; Ascomycota; Dothideomycetes; Botryosphaeriales; Aplosporellaceae. The transcript has a single exon. The record is from RefSeq and is a predicted model, not a curated record.
UACUCAUCUUGACCAGACAGGGGCGGAAGACAUCCCUGUCUACCGCACUCGCUGCUCAUUGGUCAUUGAUGACGCGGGACCACGCGUAGAAGCGCGUCAAUUCUCCUCCGUCACCGUCCCUUCUCAAGCUCGAAGCUCACAACCUCCCCACGUAUCAACUACUUGAUCAUCACUAGUUCAGCAAAGUCCGUCCGCGCAUCCACUUUAGCAAUACCUCUGCUCUAUUUUUCCAAACAUCAACCAAGGACGACCGACACGUUCGCGCCAUCGCCACCACUAAUAUCACUCAAAAUGUCCGAGCCCAGCAUCCUCAUCGGGCUUCAUUACCGUGGCCGUCUCUCCCUGGGCGAACAUCGUGCCCGGCUCGGCUUUGCCGCCUUCCAUUGGAGCAUCAUCAUAGUUGGCACUCCCUCGGAUCCGCACAAGAUCCACCGCUUCGAUGUCACCGACGGCUUCAUCUUUAACGAUGACGGCACAGACGCUAACCCCACUCGCGACUGGAUCUUCCAACACCAAACCACGAACUCCCUCGCCGAGAUCACAAGGUACCUGGGCGCCGUAAGGGUGGGGAAGGUGCUGGCCCCCCGGAUGUCGGCGGCAGAGGAGCUUAAGCUCUUCUUCGAGGCACUACCGUUGCCUAGGAAGGAGAACGCAGAAGGGGAGGAAGAGCAGGAGCAGAAUUGUGUGAGCUGGGUCCGUGCUGCGGUUCGGGCGCUAGAAACUUCGGCGUGGUGCCAGCUUGCUGAGCAACCGCUGAAUUUAGACGAUCUUAUGGGGUUUGCGCUGACGCACGCAGACACACGGAUCAGAGAUCUGAUUGCGAUCCCAGAUGUGAUAGAUUAUCCAAGGCAAGAGAAAAAGCGAGAAGGUGCGGUUAGAGCGCUUAUUUCGUAUAUAAAAAGACCACGGAAAGGGUAGUAUGCAUGCAUGUUUUGUUCAUCUUUAUGCCUAGUUAUAAGUCUACAGACUAAUUUUUUCUAGUACAUACGACCAUAGGUCACAGAGAACAUGGCAUCCCGUCCGCUCUGCCAAAAUUAAGCUGUGAAUCGGCUGAUUAGUAGUUAGGUGGGUGACCACUAGCGAAUCCCAGCUGUUGUAUGUUUUUUGUUUUUGGAAUUAUGAUCUUUUCCUAUUUCUUUUUGCUCUAAAGUCUGGUGUUUUUAGUUGCAACGUUGUAGUUUUGCUCAGUGACAAUAAACAGAUCCGUGACCGACCUUAGUUGACUCUAAGACUUCACUGAUCUAGUGGACAGUAUCGAGCCCCAGAGGCUACAGUAAUAGAUGCAUAUACGAUCCGAGAGAGUCAUUUAGCAGGAAGUCUAGACAAGCUCACAUCAUCUGUGGC